AUGCAGAAAUUUCUUAAACGGAUGCGAGUUACUGAAUCCUCGUAUCAUACGAACAUAUUGUACUAUGUUAUUAUUAUCGGUGUUCUUUGGACCUAUUCUAUAUACAGGAUAGGUGCUGAACCUGAAGAAGUGGAUAUCCGCGCACGGGCACGCGACAUCGGUAUCCAAAUCGGGAGCCUUCCAACUGGCAUUCACAAUGCCAUCACCGAUGUCGCUGGUGUGAAGGUAGGGCAUGUAACUCUGAACGAAGGCGAUUCGAUUCGCACCGGUGUCACCGCUGUCAUUCCGAGUGAUGAUAUUUGGACAGCGCGGCUGUUCGGCGCAGCAUAUACUAUCCACGGCAACGGUGAAGCAACUGGUAUCGCCCGUAUUAACCAAGCUGGAUGGAUUGAAUCCCCCAUUUUACUCACAAAUACGCUUAGUGUCGGAGCAGUUCACGAUGGUGUUGUUCGGUACAUUGUGAAAAGGUAUCCUGACAACAAUAUUGUGCUGCCGAUUGUAGCAGAGUGUUACGAUGGCGGUUUGAAUGACAUCAGUGGACUCCAUGUUACAGCGCAACACGCGAUUGAAGCCAUUGAAAAUGCCACGAGUGGUCCCGUGGUCGAAGGCUGCGUUGGUGGUGGCACCGGCAUGCGAUGCUACCAGUUCAAAGCUGGUAUUGGUACUGCUUCCCGUGUUCUGCCUGAAGAACAGGGUGGAUGGACAGUAGGUGUACUCGUUAACUCCAAUGGAGGUCGGCGGCAUCAAUUACGAAUUGAUGGUGUCCCAGUUGGCACGGAAAUUACUGGAUCCCCACCGAAACUGGGUAGAGACGGAUCAUUUAUUAUUGUUAUUGCGACAGAUGCACCACUAACGCACCGCCAAUUGAAGCAGUUAGCGAUCCGCGCAACACACGGACUCGCUCGCACAGGGACACCGAGUACGGAUGGUAGUGGCGAAUUCGUCAUCGCGUUUUCCACUGCGAAUAUCUUUCAACGUAGGACCGAAACUGGCACCUUUCAAAUCGAGAUGCUCGUCAAUGGACGUUUAAGUUCACUCUUCCAAGCAGUGAUUGAAGCAACAGAGGAGGCUAUUGUCAACUCAAUGACAAUGGCGACGACAACCACUGGACGCAACGGCAGAACGAUGCACGCGAUUCCCUUGGCAGAACUACAAAAGGUAAUGAAAGCCUACGGACGUUAA
Molecule: messenger RNA, 1182 nt
Organism: Geodia barretti
Lineage: Eukaryota; Metazoa; Porifera; Demospongiae; Tetractinellida; Geodiidae
Source: the annotation of a GenBank genome assembly